Menidia menidia (Atlantic silverside) is the source of this 1476-nucleotide messenger RNA. NCBI's taxonomy places the organism in Eukaryota, Metazoa, Chordata, Actinopteri, Atheriniformes, Atherinopsidae. The record is from the annotation of a GenBank genome assembly.
AUGGUUGUUCUAGCUGCCCUGCAGGUGUCCAUUUCUCUGAACAAAGUCGAGUUAAGUGUUGGAGAGUCCAAAUUCUUCAUCUGCACAGCUAUUGGUGAGCCUGUCAGGCUGGAAUGGUACAACCCUCAAGGUGAGCGCAUCGUCCAGUCUAAGCGAAUGGCACUUCACACCGAGACAUCACGAUCCAGGCUCAUCAUUUACAAUGCCAUCAUCGAGGAUGCAGGAAUCUACCGCUGCCAGGCCACCGACGUCAGCGGCCACACAGUGGAGGCCUCAGUUGUGCUGGAAAUUUACCAGAGGUUAACGUUCAGGGAUGUUCAGUCACCGCAGGAGUUUCGCCACGGUGAGACAGCAGAAGUGGUGUGUGAUGUCAUCAGUUCACCUGUGCCCGUAGUGGUGUGGUACUACCAGGACAAAGAGAUUACAGAGGAUCACCACAGCAGGUUCCAGGUUUUGGCAAACAACAACCUGCAGAUUCAUCAGGUGACCAAGGCUGACGAGGGUGUGUACCGCUGUGAAGCCAGCGUGGAGGCCCGCGGGGAAAUUGAUUUUGUUGACAUAGCCAUGGUGGUCAAUGUCCCUCCAGUGUUGUCAGUGUUCCAACAGUCCUUUAAUGCCACAGCUGACUACCAGGAAUCGGUCACCUUUACUUGCAUCACUUCUGGAUCUCCUGAUCCAGUGGUCACUUGGCACAGGAAAGCGCAGCAGCUUGAGCCAUCAGAUAAGUACAUUCUCAACCGACUAGAAGGUGGGCGGAGCAUGUUAACCAUCCGCAACAUCCGACAGGCUGAUGGAGGAACGUACUCCUGCAAAGCCACCAACAAGGCAGGAUCUCAGGAAAGAGAGCUUUUCCUCAAAGUCUUUGUCCAGCCCCAUAUCACCCAGCUGAGAAACGUGACUGCAGUUGAGGGCAGCGCCGCCAUGAUCUCCUGUGUGGCUGAGGGUGAGCCUCUGCCUGACAUUUCCUGGAGGAGAGCCAGCGACGGCCAGUCCUUCAUGGAUGGAGACAAGAGUCGGGAUGGCCGGUUUGAGGUUCGUGGUCGCCAUGGUAAGUCCGUGUUGACCAUCAGCGGGGUGAGGCUUACCGACUUGGGCCGAUUUGACUGCGAGGCGCAGAGCAGGAUAGGAGGCCACCAGAAGAGCAUGUUUCUGGACAUUGAAUAUAUCCCCAAAUUUCUGACCAACCACACCAUUUAUUACUCAUGGGAGGGAAAUCCAGUCAACAUAAGCUGUGAUGUGAUGUCCAACCCACCUGCUACCAUACUGUGGAGGAGAGAGCGCUUCACCAUCUCAGAGGGAACUCCCAAUAUGCACAUUCAUAGUGCAGAUGGAAAAUCUGUGCUUGAGGUUACUCCAAUGUCUGACAGAGACUUUGGCCGCUACAAUUGCACAGCUCGGAACAACAUUGGAGUUCGAUAUCAGGAUUUCAUUUUGGCCCAGGCAGGUGAGUGUGCACCAUUUCUACUGGUGAGUUAA